This is a messenger RNA of Phytophthora nicotianae INRA-310, 2125 nucleotides long. RefSeq lists its product as hypothetical. The transcript has 7 exons. Gene Ontology annotation, cellular component: endosome; membrane. Gene Ontology annotation, biological process: protein K63-linked deubiquitination. NCBI's taxonomy places the organism in Eukaryota, Oomycota, Peronosporomycetes, Peronosporales, Peronosporaceae. The record is from RefSeq and is a predicted model, not a curated record. Gene Ontology annotation, molecular function: protein binding; K63-linked deubiquitinase activity; metal-dependent deubiquitinase activity. Bases 526 to 1539 code for a protein of 337 amino acids.
GCUUGAAGGAGCACUCACCUUUCACGCAGCAGUUCGAAAAAGAGCGCGGUCGUGAUGGACGUCAGCGAGCGGUUGGUGGCGCGGCGCGCGCACCUCGCCCCAUUCUGCCGCGUAGACCCCGUGAAGCAGCAUUUGCGCCUGCAGAGUUAUUAUCAGUUGGCGCGCCAGCUUUACCGCCAGUCCGAGACGUACUUCGCCGAAGGAGCUUGGGAUAACGCUAUUGUGUAUGCUUUUGCUGUUGCCUUUGCAUUGCAGCUACGUGUUCCUGGCCAAGUUUAUCAAGUAAGAUGCAUGUGAAGUUCUCGGAACUGGUGGAAGACUCACAAAGUAGCUUUUCUAUUUUUUUUUGCUCCUUUGUUGUGUUCUACAGACUUUGCUCGAAGGUGAUCACUGCCCACCACGACUAUGAACUGCCUCGGUACCGUAAGGAGCGCGAGUGGGUGCGGGCGGUAUGUUGGCAUCUCAGUAGCAGACUGGAUUUUUGAGCAUUGUGGAGGUAUCUUAUGAGGGUGUAUAUAACUCUGCAUGCAGCAAGCUGCAGAAGGAUUCAAGCUCUUCGACGCAAUUUUGGAUGGCAUGGAAGCGGAAGAGCUCGAGUAUUUGGAGUAUGAACGAUCGCUAAAUCAGGAAAAACAGCAACAAAGCACGGCGCUUGCGACCGAACAAGCGAACAUGUCUGCGUUGGAAGCGCGAUUGCAGGCAAUGCGAUUGGCCAAGAAAAAUGCAGAGCAGCCAAAGGAACAGGCAGCGGGGGCUGCGAAUAAGGAAGACAUGCGCACACUUAAUCAACCCGCGGAGGUUCGACCCCGACUCAAUCUCGCUUUGAAGCCGCGUCAAAAGGAACGGAGCAACACAGUGUCGUACCCUACAGUGGGUAAAGCAUCUUGGAUGACAGCUGAUGCUACUCAGCCCUCUCACACGCACUAUUCUGCGCCGCCUCUCAGUCGUCAGCGAUCACAAGAAGCAAUUGCCAAUUUGACAAGUGGAAAGAUCCGUACGCUUGAGAUUCCUUCAGGUAUCAUUGCUCAGUUUACAUUACUGGCUUCGCCAAACACGAACCGACCACCUUACGGGAUCGAAACUUGUGGCAUAUUAGCGGGAAUAUUGUACGAUCGGAAGCUGAUUAUCACAACUCUUAUCAUCCCGAAGCAAGAGGGGUCGUCUGAUAUGUGCACUAUGACAAACGAAGAGGAGCUCUACGAUUUUUGCUUCAGCAAUGAGCUGCUGACACUCGGCUGGAUUCAUGUGAGACUCCUCGUGCAUAAUAGGAGACUGAACUCUUGUACGUUGAUAUUAACGUUGGUACUUGACUGCAUGCAGACACAUCCAAAGCAAGAUUGUUUCCUGUCAUCUGUCGAUGUUCACACCCAGUGUGGAUUUCAAUCAAUUUUACCAGAGGUACAUGCAUGCCGUUCUCCCUGCUCGUUCUUCAUCUCAUGGAAUGCCCAUGCUCCCUCAAUUUGUAUUAAACUGCCCAGGCUGUCGCUAUCGUUGUUGCCCCCAGUGACCCACGCAAAAAUGUUGGGGUGUUUCGGCUGACAGAGCCAAGCGGAUUGCAGCUGAUUCAAAACUGCAACUUGACGGGUUUCCACACCCACCCGAGCCAUGUUGAAAUCUACUCGGACGCGUUUGAGUGUAAGUGGAUGGAGCAGGUCACGACCCAAUUGAUUGAUAUGCGGUAAAGCAAGGUGGCCGAGCUAGCGCGAUAGAAAUUUGCUGUGGAUCCAUGCCAUACAACCAAAAAAGUGAAAAGAUGUCAAGGAGACUAAAAAAUGGCAACAACAAUGAAGUACCAGUGAAUGAAGUGGCUUAUUGGUGCGUCUUUACUGUACCAGCACGAUCACUAUGCAUCUCGACUGCUCCAGCUGGAUCGCUCAGGCCAUUUCAGGCAGAUGAUGAUCUUCAACUGCUGAAGUUGAGGCAAUAGCGAAUUUAGAUAUCGUCCGAGUUAUCCAGGUUCAGCAGAACCUUCUCCAUGCCCGGCUUAAACGCAGGCUUGCCUAGGAACGGGCAGCUACCGCAUCGGAAGGCAUCGCCCUUGAAGCACUACAAGAUGGAUUCAACAAAAAUACCGGCGUUAGUCUAGAACUUAUGAACAAUAAUAAAUACGCAGUGAGGAAUAUUA